AUGCAAGACGAAGCAGGUAUCGACAUCGUUUUUGUCGGCGAUAGCGUUGGACCAAUGUUCUCGGCUAUAAAAACGAGACGGAGUGACGAUGGCAGAUAUGUGCAUCACCUCAAAGCAGUACGCCGUGGUGUGACAGACGCCUACCUCCUCGUUGAUAUGCCCUACGCCGCAGAUCGCGAUGUGACGCAAGCCAUCACCAAUGCGAAACUCUUUGUAUCCGAUGGAGCAGACGGUGUUAUAAUUGGAAGGUGGUGUAGAAAAGUGCUGAGUCCUCACUUUGUCUCUGCACUCACCGAACACGGUAUAGACACUUGCGCGCACAUCGGUCACAAUCCACAAAUCCACGGGACCAAGGCAUCAACCCACGGAAGAACCUUUGCCAAAGCGAAACAACUCAUUGAAGCGGCAGAGGCACUCUCGCAGACGCUGGCGCGAAACUCAUCGUCCUCGAGAAAAUCACUGAAGAGGUAA
This is a messenger RNA of Geodia barretti, 471 nucleotides long. Lineage: Eukaryota; Metazoa; Porifera; Demospongiae; Tetractinellida; Geodiidae. The record is from the annotation of a GenBank genome assembly.